This is a messenger RNA of Linum tenue, 3813 nucleotides long. The record is from the annotation of a GenBank genome assembly. Lineage: Eukaryota; Viridiplantae; Streptophyta; Magnoliopsida; Malpighiales; Linaceae.
AUGUUCAGCGCCCUCCCAGCUUACACCCGCAACAGAAGCCGAUUAUUUCUCCACACUACCCGAUCUAGUUUCAGCCUUUUCACCGUCCCGCCUUCUUUACCACCACGGCCGCCGCCACCGCAAACCCCUCUCGCCUUUAGGUCACAGAACGCCAAACUUCCCUUAAUAAUCCCACGCCCGGCCGACCACAUCUCGUUUCCGGAGUUCAGAAGAUUCUCGCUUCUAGAGACAAGCGGCAGACCUAUCUUGCCAAUUGCUUCCGAUUCGAGUCAUAUUGGAGAUUUUUACGAGUCCUUGGUUCGUCGAUAUCAGGACUCAUCUUCGCCCAAGGAUGCGGACAGGUUUCAUCUGGGUUUGCUCAAACACGGGUUCAAUGGUGAUUUGUUCCUGUGCAAUACCCUUAUCAAUGUUUAUGUCAGAGCUGGCCGUUUGGAUACCGCCCGGAAGUUAUUCGACGAAAUGCCUGACCGAAAUGGCAUCACUUGGGCUUGUUUGAUUACUGGAUAUACCCAGAAUGGUAUGCCCGAAGAGGCUUGUAAGACAUUUAAAGGGAUGGUUUGCGAAGGAUUUCAGCCAAAUCGCUUUGCUAUCGGGAGUGCAUUUCGAGCUUGCCAGGCGACUGGUACAGAAGGGAUUAAACUCGGCAUGCAGAUUCAUGGCUGGAUUCUAAAGUCUCCUCAUGAACACGAUGCAGUUCUCUCCAACGUUUUGAUAUCGAUGUACGGAAGCAGCAUCCAGGCAGAACAUUUUGAAAGCGCUCGUCGUGUAUUUGAUGAGAUGAAAGUUAGGAAUUCUGUAUCAUGGAACUCCAUCAUAUCAGUUUACUCGCAACGUGGGGAUUCUGUCUCUGCUUUUGAACUAUUCUCCAACAUGCAAAAAGAUUCCGGAUUUGGCUCCAAUCCCAACGAGUAUACCUUAGGAAGUUUGAUCACUGUUGCUUGUUCUUCCAGCUCAUCUUUGCUGGAGCAGAUUCUUGUCAGGGUUGAAAAAUCAGGCUUUCUGUCAGAUCUCUACGUGGGCAGUGCUUUGGUGAGUGGGUUUUCUAGGUCUGGAGUUUUCGAUUAUGCUAGGAAGAUUCUGAAGCAGAUGACCACUCGCAGUUUCGUCUCCAUGAACGGAUUAAUGGUUGGACUGGUUCGGCACAAAUGCGGAGAACAAGCAGCUGAAGUGUUCACUGAAAUGAGAAGCUCAGUCGAUAUAAAUCUCGAUUCAUAUGUUAUACUGUUGAGUUCUUUUCCCGAGUUCUCUACAAUAGAGGAAGGAAGAAGAAAGGGUCGAGAAGUUCAUGGAUGCGUGAUCCGAAAUGGGUUCAACGAAAUCAAGGUCUCAAUAGGUAAUGGCCUUAUCAACAUGUAUUCCAAAUGCGCUGAUAUUUUUAACGCCAGAUCAGUGUUUGACCUCAUGUUGAACAAAGAUUCAGUAUCAUGGAACUCCAUGAUUUCUGGGCUUGACCAGAACGAGUGUUUUGAAGAUGCAGUAGACGGAUACCGCCAAAUGAGAAGGACCGGUUUAAAGCCGUCGAAUUUUGCAUUUAUUAGUGCUUUGAGUUCAUGCGCAAGCUUGAGUUGGAUCAUGCUAGGACGACAGUUACACGGCGAAGUGAUAAAAUUCGGACUUGAACUCGACGUUUCAGUUUCGAAUUCCCUUCUUGCACUAUAUGCUGAAACUGGUUAUCUUGCUGAAUGUCAGAAGGCCUUCUUGUUGAUGCCAGAUCUCGAUCUGGUCUCGUGGAACACCGCAAUUGGAGCAUAUGCUAAUUCAGACACUUUGGCUUCUAACUCGGUAGAAACUUUCCUGGAAAUGAUGAGAGCUGGAUGGAAUCCCAACAGAGUAACCUUCAUCAACAUCCUCACUGCAGUCUCAUUUCUCUCCCUUAAUGAACUCACCCCUCAAAUCCACGUCAUGUUGCUGAAACGCCACAUGGCUGAUGACUUGGCUUUAGAAAACGGCCUGUUGGCUUCCUAUGGCAAAUGUGGAGAGAUGAACGACUGUGAGAAGAUCUUCUUGAGAAUAUCGAAUCGAAGAGAUGAAGUCAGCUGGAACUCGAUGAUUUCUGGUUACAUCCACAACGAGAUGCUAUCGGAAGCCAUGGAUUUGGUCUGUUCCAUGAUGCAGACGGGUCAACGGUUGGACCGGUUCACCUUUGCCACCGUUCUCAGUGCUUGUGCUUCCAUCGCCACACUGGCACAUGGUGCAGAAGUCCAUGCUGCUGCAUUGAGAUCUUGUCUGGAGUCCGAUGUAGUCAUUGGAAGUGCUCUGGUAGACAUGUACUCGAAAUGUGGUAGAGUUGACUAUGCAUCAAGAUUCUUCAACUCGAUGCCCGUUAGGAAUUUAUACUCGUGGAACUCGAUGAUAUCGGGGUAUGCUCGACAUGGGCACGGUGAAAAAGCUCUGGAUCUGUUUUCACAGCUCGAAGCUCUAGGUGGGUUGCUUCCUGAUCACGUCACCUUCGUUGGAGUGUUAUCAGCUUGUAGCCAUGUUGGACUGGUUGAUUUAGGGUUUGGCCAUUUCACCUCGAUGACCGAGAAAUACAGAUUGAAACCUCGAAUCGAGCAUUAUUCCUGCAUGGCAGAUCUCCUAGGAAGAGCAGGGCAGCUUGAAAAGUUGGAGAAUUUCAUCAACUCAAUGCCGAUGAAGCCCAAUACUCUGAUCUGGAGGACGGUUCUAGGCGCCUGUGGUCGAUCAAAUGGUCGGAAGACCGAGCUAGGGAAGAGAGCCGCCAUAAUGCUAAUGGAGAUGGAGCCCGAUAACGCAACAAACUAUGUACUUAUGUCAAACAUGUAUGCAUCAGGAGGGCAAUGGGAUGAAGUGGCAAGGUCCAGAAGGGCAAUGAGAGAUGCCUUGGUGAAGAAGGAAGCAGGGUGUAGUUGGGUGUCGAUGAAAGACAGGGUCCACGUGUUUGUGGCCGGAGACAAGUUUCAUCCGGAGAUGGAUUCGAUAUACGAGAAGUUGAAGGAGUUGAAGGGGAAGAUGAAGGAUGCAGGGUAUGUUGCAGAGACGGGGUUUGCUUUCUAUGAUGUUGACCUGGAGAGCAAGGAAGAGUUGUUGAGUUAUCAUAGUGAGAAGCUUGCUGUGGCAUUUGUUUUGAGUCGUGGUGGAGGGAAGGCACCGAUUAGGGUUAUGAAGAAUCUGAGGGUUUGUGGUGAUUGUCACACUGCUCUGAAGUUGAUAUCGAAGAUUGAAGGAAGGCAGAUUGUGAAAGGAGCUUGUGCCUACAAAGCCAUUGAGCAACAUAAAUUGGACGACAACAAUGCCCAUGCGGAGACUGGAAGUGCUGCCUUAGAUAAGCAUGUUGCUUUGCUCUACUCGUAUAAAGGAUCCUGGUCAAUGGCUUAUGUUCGAGGGUGCUUUCUGGCUCUUACGUCGGCUCCCGAGUUCUCACAGUCGUGCGAAUUGUUCUUGAAAAGGAUUCUGAAUGGACAGUCAUGUUUGCAAGUGUUCUUUGAGCAGCACGAAAUUGUGAUGUCCAUGCAAUAUGGAGCACAAGAACUUCCAGAUGGGUCAUAUCUCGUACAAUAUUUUAAGAAAAUGGAUAGCGAAUAUUUAAGCUCCCAGAAAAAUACUUCCCAGUCCGCUGGAGGAGCUCUGCGGAAGCAGAUCACAAUGCUGAAAGCAACAGUGAUGACUGAUGAGUGUGUUCAACCCUUCCUUUUUCUUGCUGCAUCUCUACCGACCGAUCAGUGUAUCCGAAGCAAAGAUCGGUUUAGUUAUGUUCAUAGGAAGAUUUCAGCACUACUUAAUCGUGUUCGAAGCAUGCCAGCUGGAGAAGUUUUGCUUCUCAAUGUUGCUGCUAUAGUCGAGGAUGACCUGUAA